CCUUUGACAAAAAAAUUGUACAACCAUCUUCUUCCUAUCUCAAAUUCUUUAUUUCCCUAUAUCCCCUCUGCCUGUCUUCCCAAAACACACACACACAGAUUCAGCCAGAUUCAGGCACCAUGGUACUCAAAUUCUUGAUAUUUCUUGCUAUAACUCAAGGGCUUUUAACAACAGAGUCAGUUAGAUUUGAACUUGAAUCAGGCCAUGCCAAAUGCAUUGCAGAGGAGAUCAAAACUAAUGCCAUGACUGUGGGAAAGUACUCAAUUGUUAAUCCCACUGAACCCCUUAACUCUUAUUCUGAAGAAGCACAUCAGCCUUUGCCUGAUUCUCACAAACUUACUGUCAAGGUAACAGCUACUUCUGGAAAUAGCUAUCACUAUGCAGAGAAUGUGCAGUCUGGUCAGUUUAGUUUUCAGGCAGUAGAAGCUGGGGACUACAUGGCUUGUUUCUGGGCGCUUGAUCAUAAACCACCAACAACGAUGACGGUUGAUUUUGAUUGGAAGUCAGGUGUGGCUGCAAAGGAUUGGUCUAAUGUUGCCAAGAAAGGCUCUAUAGAUGCCAUGGAAAUAGAGGUGAAGAAAUUGUACGAAACCGUUACGUCCAUUCAUGAGGAGAUGUCUUAUCUUCGUGAAAGGGAAGAAGAGAUGCAAGAUCUUAAUAACGCCACAAACUCCAAAAUGGGAUGGCUCAGCUUGUUGUCCCUUUUGAUUUGUUUAUCAGUUUCGGGUUUGCAAUUGUGGCAUUUGAAGUCAUUUUUCGAGAAGAAGAAGCUUAUUUAACUAGAUUUAGUAAUGCCUUAUAACGGACACGGGUUAGAGAUUUUUCAAACAAAAGUUGGUAGUUUAAACUCUUAUAGAAUGAGAACUUUUUUUGCGGAUUUAUUGGUUUAUUAAAUCGUUGUGAACUUCUCUAA
Molecule: messenger RNA, 913 nt
Organism: Daucus carota subsp. sativus
Lineage: Eukaryota; Viridiplantae; Streptophyta; Magnoliopsida; Apiales; Apiaceae
Product: transmembrane emp24 domain-containing protein p24delta9
Exons: 4
Coding region: 120-779 (219 amino acids)
Biological process (GO): endoplasmic reticulum to Golgi vesicle-mediated transport; intracellular protein transport; Golgi organization
Cellular component (GO): Golgi apparatus; endoplasmic reticulum; endoplasmic reticulum-Golgi intermediate compartment
Source: RefSeq, a predicted model, not a curated record